CUCGUACCGCUCAACAUGCUUCCUAACAAUAUCUGCUAAGUGGGGAAGUUAGGUUAGGAGUAAAUGCCAAAGAGUUGUUUGCUUGAAGGUCAAUUAUUAUUUGAACCACAACACGCAGUUCAUUCAUAUUAUACGCAACAGACGACGAAUGCAAUUUCGUCCAAUUACUCACAGAACUAAAAGCAAAAUAGAGCAGACCGUGUCCCGGAUCAACAUAUACCGCAUGUCAUAGUGGUGGUCAAUGAGCGAUGUAAGGGUGUUGUAAUGGAGGAGAAUAUGUACAUGGGAAAGUGUAUGCAAAUUAUUCGUGUGUAACAUUCUCAUAGACCUUUUACCAUAUUCAGAAUGUUAAAUUUAUUUCAUUCUUUAGCACUCGGAAUGUAAUUUCUCGAUGUAUAAUAAAAGCGCUGUCUAGUCUUAUGCUCAUGGUGAUAGUUCUGCAUGCCGUAAAGGACUAACCUAACCUUACUGCGUAAACAGCAGUUCAUAGUUGAAGCCGUUGAAGCUAUUGCACGAAUAAUACGAUUAAAAAGAGCAUAUGAAUAAUAAACGAGUAUUUAUAUUAAUCACAUAGUUAUUAAUUAAAAAUAGUCGUAUUAAUUUACUCCGGAAAUAUUUUGUUAUGAUGGGCAAUGAAGGGAGUAAAUUGUCAGGACUGGAAAUUGACGAAAGGAUUGUUGAGGUAACAGAUGGUUGGACACAACAUUCUGGAACUGUCUGUGCGGGUAGUAAUUCCAGCAUUUCAGUUUUUAUAAGUGAAGUUUUAGCAAGUAGUGGAGGAAGUGCAGUAAUUUUAGAACGGGCAGCAAAGAAUUUGAUUCUAUAUCGACAUCCGUGUAUCCUCAAGUUCAUAUCAUCAUGGAAAAAGAAUGGAAGAAUACAUCUUGCAACAGAAGAGGUGAAACCACUGGCAUCAGUUGUCACAAGUCUGACUCCUCUGCAGAUUUGUGUUGGUCUUCACAGCAUACUGAAAGCCCUUGUUUUCCUGCAUGACAAGGCUUUAGCCUCCCACAACAAUGUGUGCCGUGCUGCAAUUUAUGUUACUCCGGAUGGCUCGUGGAAACUGGGAGGAUUGGAGUAUCUAUGUCUGUUUACAGAUCUAACCCCAAGUUAUUUAGAAGAAACCAGAGCCAGACGUUAUGAGAAAGCCAUUCCACCUGAGGAGGAUUCCUACAAGUCAUCAAAUAAUGCCAUAUUACAUCCAACAUCAAUUGAUCAAUAUGGCUUUGGUGUACUUGUGGAAGAAGUGCUACACAAGAAAUCUAAUAGUGAUAUCCCAGCUGUUCAAGAAUUCCUUGAGAUUUCCAAGAAACAUCUUCAGAAUUCAGAGCCAUCAUUACGUCCUAAACUGGCAGUCCUACUGAACCACACUUUCUUUACACAUAAGUUCAUCAAAAUCCACAGUUUCUUAGUUGAACUGCCCCUCAAGACUGAAGCAGAGAAGAGUGAUUUCUUCAGAUCUUUAAUGGAUGAAUUAACUGGAUUCCCAGAGAAUUUGGUGGCCAUGCAAUUAGGAGCUCUUCUGCUGUCAAGGAUGGUUUUACUAGAUACCACUGCACAGGAGAUCCUGUUGCCAUGUGUCCUUCGUCCUAAGCUGGAAAAUGGAGGAAAUGUAGGUCUGUUCUCAUUGGCGACCUACAGGGAGUAUGUAGUACCAUGUUUACUGCAAAUGUUUUGUGUGCGUGAUGUGCAGAUCCGUCUCUUGCUACUUGCACAUUUUUCAUCAUACUGCAGUUCUUUCACUGAGGAACAGUUACGUACACUGGUGUUACCUGAGCUUUUGGUGGGGAUUAAAGAUACAAAUGAACAGUUGGUAAGUGUGACUCUUCGUGCCUUGGCUGAUGUGAUUCCUGUGCUUGGUGCUGCUGCUGUCAUUGGUGGGAAGCGAGCAAAGCUGUUUAGUGAUGGGCGUCCCAAGGCUCGCCAUCAUGUAUCGCACAAGAGUAAGACACCCAAGUCACCAAACCCAGUGCUACCAACUCCAGCACCAGUUGCAGUUACUGACAGUGACAGUAACUCAUUUGCUGCUGAUCUGCCGGAACGACCUUCACCUGAUGGUGGAGAGGAUCAUAUUCCUACCUCAGAUGAUGAAACAGAACCUUGGUCAGACUGGGAUGUUCCCGACAAUACUGUGGCUAGCUCUGUUGAUGGUGAUGCCCAUGAACCUUCAAUUUCCCAAGAUCAGGUCAAGGUUGAUACAGCACCAGUGGUGCAAGAACUGCCUGACAUCUCCCAGCUGGACAUCAAGAAUUCUGUCAGCAGUGUGAAGAGUCAUGAUGAGUUUGAUUUCUUUCAGGACAUGGAGCCAGUGAUUUCAAAAACACAUAUCUUGCAGAUUGUUGAAGAAGGGACAGAUGGUAGUGGUGCUAUUGAGAUAUCAAGUAAACAUUGUUUUGAUGUGAACUAUACUGUAGGUGAAAGUGAACCAGAAGGAUGGGGUGAAGAUCUUGAAGACUGGGGAGACAUGAGUGAAAAUAAUACAAUCAAUACAUAAUGUUCUGAUCAGUGUUACGUAGCUUCAUCACCAGACUGAUUAAAUUGGUCCAUAACCAGCUGAGAAUUGUCAGUUAGGUUAUGAAAUCUUGUGCAGUGUGAUAUUUUUAUUUGUUUUUCCAUUAUGCACAGUUAUGUUUGGAGUAUAUAAUAACGUAAAAAUCCGUUUCAGUUCCAUGGACAUUAUAAACCUUUGUCUUCCAGGAAUAGGGGAUUUAAAUCUAUGAUACUAUGGUACAGACAGCUGGGAGUUUAACUGCAUGUUGUAAACAAUGGAAUGCUAGGCCUACUGGCCCCCAACUUGCAGUCACAGUAAAGGACAAUAAAGGUUAAAGUGUAGAAAUUGCCAUAUUGGCUUGUCCAGUAUCAGGUUUAAAUCCCUCCUAGGUUAUGGAUUGUGUUUGCAUUUUCUAUAUUUAUUUGCUUAUUAAUCCUUUUUUUUUUUUUCACUUUUUCUUUCUUAAUGUAGCAUUCAUAAUCAUCAUGCCAUUUUUCAGCUGGCACACUGCUACACUAAGGGCACUUGCCUGAAACUGUUAACACAGAACAUCAAAGGACUCAAAUAUGCAGUAGAUCUGGUGACUGAGAGCUUUUUCAAACAAUUUGUCUUUCAAUACCUGCAGUUGUCUGUUAAUAACUUCACUGUACUCCCGGAUAUCGCAACUGGUGGCCUCUGUAAAUUUUGGGCCAGUAGCCACACCCCAAAUUGCUUUCCAGUUAUUGCUCUUCACCAUCUACACACUUUUUCAAGUAUUCACCCAUUUAUUUGGGAUAUUUAUGGAAGCCACUCUAUGUGGCUUCCUGCAAUGCAGUCUUUGAAGCCACUUGAACAUACUCUGUAUCACUGGUGGUCCUUCAUACUUGGAAAGAAGUAGUAAUUAUAUUGUGUGAGACUGAGGAAGUAUUGUGGGUAGGAACACACCACAGUAACUUGCUUGGUGAGUUGCAAAUGCUGUUCUAGAGCAUUGUUAAAAAGGAACACCCAGUCCUUGACUACCCACACUUUGGGACACUUCAGAUUACCUACCUCUUAUGGACAGAUGAGUGCCUCUGUCGUGAUUGUAGCACCAAUAGCAAUGCUCAGUGGUGCACAGUGGUCUUCCAGCUGAAAAACUGCAAGUUCCUACACUUGUUUUACGCUGUCCUUGUUUUGUGAAUUUGCUUGCUGUUUGCUGUCUGAGUUGUGUUCAGUCAGUUUACAGCUGCUUUUGAACCUGUGAUGCCACUCAAACACCCUAGACUGGGACAUCAUUCGUUUCACAUUUACCAUCCAAAUCAUGUGCAGCAUUUCCAUCUCCAAUGUUUUCAGUUUCUAGUGCCAUCUUAUGUAAGCCCAAUGCUUCAGUUUUCCACUUCAUAACCUUCCACACACACUUUGCUUUUCCACCACUGUGGCUUGAGUUUGAUCCCAGGUCAGCUCAUAUGGGCUUUGUGGUAGAGAAUGUGACAUUUGGUCAAGUUUUCUUUGAGUCCUUUGCUUUCCCCUACCAAUUCUCAUUCCACCACCUGCUCCACACUAGUCUCAUCCUUUCAUUAACAUUUGUGGUCAUGAUAGUGAUUGUGUCAUUAAUGAACCAUUUAAAAAGUAAAUAACUCUUUGUUCUCUUCCUGAACUUACCCUCUUACUGCUCUAAAGGGAACUGAACAAUCAGUUCCACUAACUCUGUAGGGGGUGGUCAUACAUUUUCAGAUAUGCACAACUCCACCUUACCAGCCAUAAAGUUACUUAAAUUGUUAUUAAGAUUAUCAGUCUUAAAUCUGAUAUGUGUGAAAUUGCUUAAUCACCAGACACGGAAUUUUUUAAGAAGCCAUCAAGUGUAACUUUUAGUUGUAUGAGAAACUGGUUUCUUUUUUUGAUCCUGAAAAAGUAGAUUCAAGAUAUGAUUUUGAUGCCAAGAUGCAAGUUAGUAUAGUGUACCAGUGUUCAGAAUGUGGUCAGCUAGGUUGUUGCAGUGUAUAGUCUUAUUUUUGGUUACCAACAUUUUGAAAGAACCUGGUGCCCUAAUAUUUAGGGUUGAAGUGAGUUGAGCUAUGAUAUGGAAUGGUUAUGCGUAGGCCAAGGUGCAAGAGCUGUUAAGCAGAGAAGCAACUGUAUUUUAGGAAGUGGCCUCCAAUUUACACCAGGAAUACUUUUAUACAUUUAUUUUUAACCCAGUGAGAUUUUGAUUAAAGGGAAAUGAUCUUGAUGGAUGGAUAGACUGCAUGUGUGGUCUAGUGGUCGGAGUUCCUGACUACAGACCCGGAGGUUCUCGGUUUUAUUCCCAGUGCUACCACAUUUUCUGAGAAGUAGUGGGUCUGGAACAGGGUCCACUCAGCCUCGUGAGGAUAAUUAAGGAGCUUUG
Messenger RNA from Cryptotermes secundus, 4835 nucleotides. RefSeq names its product protein-associating with the carboxyl-terminal domain of ezrin. Lineage: Eukaryota; Metazoa; Arthropoda; Insecta; Blattodea; Kalotermitidae. The coding region runs from base 623 to 2494 and encodes 623 amino acids. The transcript is spliced from 10 exons. The record is from RefSeq and is a predicted model, not a curated record.